Molecule: messenger RNA, 1052 nt
Organism: Camellia sinensis
Lineage: Eukaryota; Viridiplantae; Streptophyta; Magnoliopsida; Ericales; Theaceae
Product: Ribosomal L18p/L5e family protein
Biological process (GO): translation
Cellular component (GO): ribosome
Molecular function (GO): structural constituent of ribosome; 5S rRNA binding
Source: RefSeq, a predicted model, not a curated record
AUUUAAAACAUUUAUUGUGCGAUCAAUCCUUGAGUUUUGAGUGUUUUGUUUAUUUAUUUAUUUAUUUAUUUUUAAGGUUCCUAGUAUCACUGUUUACCUACAUAAUUUAAUUGACUUAUCAUAUUGAGACCAUAGAGGGUUGGUUUGGUAGACAAGCUGAGUAAUGCUUGAAUUCGAGUUUCACUAUUUGAUGCAACUUAUCUUUUUCUUUUCCCCUCCUACCAAUUGAGUAAAAGAAACCAAACCAAUAAGGCGUGGUAGUUUCGUAGUUUCUCAUUCAUAUCUUGGCUCUUGAUUUUCACUAGUAUAGUCAUGCUCCUGGGGAAUUUUAUUGCAUUACAAUUCAAGACUUGUGAUCUGUUUGGCACCCACUUAAAUCCUUCUAAUUUCCUUCCCAUGAAGAGUCCAAGAAGCUUAUCUAUGAAGCCGGUGGUGUUUGAAGCAAGGGCAAAUACCCGGAAAGAUAGUGCAAAAAUUCGCAAUAGGAGAAUACGAAAAAAGUUUAAUGGCACACCUACGAAACCACGGCUUUCAGUAUUCUGUUCGGAAAAGCAAUUGUAUGCAAUGCUGGUGGAUGACCAGAAUAAGAAGUGUUUAUACUAUGGAAGCACUUUACAGAGAUCCAUUCGUGAGAAUCCACCGUGCACCACCAUUGAAGCUGCUGAGCGUGUUGGCGAUGAACUUGUCAAGACUUGCAUCGAUCUCAAUAUUAAUGAAAUAUCAUCUUAUGAUCGCAAUGGAUUUGCCUGUGGAGAAAGGAUGCAAGCCUUUGAGAUUGCAGUUUCUCGUCAUGGGUUCUUGCCAUGUUAGGAAAGACUCGAGUUAGUUCUUCAUGAGCCUGGUUAACAAUGAUUGGGAAUUCAAUGAUUAUGGUGCAUUGUGAAAUAUGAAAUUUCAUUUUGGAGAGGCUUGUGAAAUUGUUGAAAUACUAUGGUGUAAAUAAAAUGCAGCUUCAUCCAUUGUAAUCUAUGAACAGAACUAUUGAUUUACAAAGUGUCAAUUUUUUGAAGAACAUGUGAAACUCUUGACAUAUUACCAAGAACCGUUGAUUA